Arabidopsis lyrata subsp. lyrata is the source of this 1097-nucleotide messenger RNA. RefSeq lists its product as uncharacterized. The coding region runs from base 121 to 762 and encodes 213 amino acids. The record is from RefSeq and is a predicted model, not a curated record. The transcript is spliced from 3 exons. Lineage: Eukaryota; Viridiplantae; Streptophyta; Magnoliopsida; Brassicales; Brassicaceae. Gene Ontology annotation, molecular function: protein-disulfide reductase activity.
CUUGGAGCUCAAGCAAAGUACAGUUCUUCGUUGAAAAUCUCUAUAACUGUUUUCUUUACCCAGAAAAAAAAAAGCAAUUGUUACUUUUUUUUUGAACAUAAUGCGAAGAAGAUUUCUAGAAUGUUGACGAAAGCUCUUCUGAUUUUGAAACCCAGGUUAAUUCUGGGAAGUUCGCUGCAUCGUCGAUCGGUUUGUUUCUCAGCUCCGUUGCCUGCGUUGUCUUCCGGAGCUAUUUCCCGUACGACGGCGGAAAUUGACGCUGAUGAAGCUGUUGCGUACUUGGACCCAGCUGAAUCGUCGACUGCGAUUCCGGUGAUUAUGCCUGGUAACCUUCAGCCACGUGUCGUCGUGUACGACGGAGUCUGUCAUCUUUGCCAUGGAGGUGUGAAGUGGAUAAUCAAAGCUGAUAAGUAUAGAAAGAUAAAAUUCUGUUGCCUUCAGUCUAAAGCAGCUGAGCCUUAUCUAGAAGUGAGUGGUGUCACUAAAGAGGAUGUUCAGAAACGAUUUCUCUUCGUUGAAGGUCUCGGAUUUUACCAUCAGGCAUCAACCGCUGCACUUCGAGUGGUAUCAUACUUGCCUCUGCCGUAUUCCGCAUUGAACGCUUUCUCCAUCGUUCCCACUCCUUUUAGAGACUCAGUGUAUGACUAUGUGGCGAAGCAUCGGUAUGACUGGUUUGGUAAAGCUGAGGAUUGCUUGGUUCUGAAAGACAAAGAGCUGUUGGAGAGGUUUAUAGACCGAGAUGAACUCAAUGAUCGAAGCUAAUGACUACCCUUUGAACGAUUGGAGUUGAAUAUAGAUUAUAAGGGAAUAUAACUAGAGGAAAUUGUCCAAGUAUCAAAGCUAACAACAACUGGAGUUUGUGUUAGGUUUCUGAAAAGUAAUCACAGAGGACUAACAACCUUCCAAAGCUAAUUCAGCGCUAUCUCCAUUGCUAGUUCUAUUCAUGACUUCCGAGUUCGGACAAAUUAGUAGUUAAUGCUUGAAAGCUUUUGGCAUGAGAAAUUAAUUCGAAAUUGAUGAUUUCUGAAAGAUGUUUAGAAUUUUGCUAGCUAUUCAAUCAAACCGAGGUGAUCUGGAAAAUAUAAUUGAUGAGUCAA